Molecule: messenger RNA, 258 nt
Organism: Guillardia theta CCMP2712
Lineage: Eukaryota; Cryptophyceae; Pyrenomonadales; Geminigeraceae
Exons: 1
Cellular component (GO): nucleosome
Molecular function (GO): structural constituent of chromatin; protein heterodimerization activity; DNA binding
Source: RefSeq, a predicted model, not a curated record
GGAGGCAAGGCCGUUUCCCGCUCCAAGAAGGCAGGACUUCAGUUCCCUGUCGGACGUGUCCACCGCUACCUUAAGUCGGGCAAGUAUGCUGAGAGGAUCGGAGCUGGUGCACCCGUCUAUCUCGCUGCCGUUCUUGAGUACCUUUCUGCUGAGGUUCUCGAGUUGGCUGGCAACGCUGCUCGUGACAACAAGAAGUCUCGCAUCAUUCCUCGUCACAUCCAGUUGGCCGUUCGCAAUGACGAGGAGUUGAACAAGCUU